AUAGCUCCGCGGCGAGGCGCCGAACGUCGUACACGGACGAGGUAGUCGUGCCGCAGCCCCGCCCCUCGACGAGAACCCGGAGCCAAGGCCCAGGAGUCGAGUGAGCCCCGGGGCCGUUGAGGAGCCCCGUGACCGUGAGCCGUUGUAACCGCUGCUAUGUGCUCACGCUGAGAGACCAGUGUGAGGACGCCGACGCAGGCGCAGCUCGUCGACACGCCAGAACGAUGUGGUGCUCGCUCCUUGCCGUUGCAGCCCUGCUGCUGGUGACGUCGGAAUGCCAAGGACAACAGCCCUCGGAGCCAACCGAGACUUCCCGGCAGCCGUGGAACCGCUACGAAGACCGAGACCAGGAGUUCGUUAACAGGGAUCGGGAUAGGGAGGCGACUAGGGACUGGGACCGUGACAGCGGACUCGGAUUUGGAUAUCGACCUACUAAUCUGCAGAAUGAUAACGUCAUCAUCAAAGAGGCUUCGUACUUCAUCGUGGCUUCGAGGAUGGUGCGUCCCGGGCAGGUGUACCGCGUCGCUGUGAACAUUCUUCACAGCCCGCUGCCCAUGAUGGUUCAUGCCUCGAUCCAACGGAACGGCGUUGAAAUCGCGGCUGACUUCCAGGAGCUGCGCGAGGGCGUCACCGAGAAGCUUAUGAUGCGCAUGCCGCCGACCUCCGUCAAGGGUGAUUACCGACUACGUGUCGAGGGCAACUACAACAGUCUCACCGGAGGCCAGGUCUUCGUAAACGAGACCCAACUCACCUUCAGCCAGCGCUCGAUGACGAUUUUCAUACAGUGCGACAAGCCCGUAUACAUGCAGGGCCAGACCAUUCGGUUCCGCACGAUACCCAUCAACACGGAGCUCAAGGCGUUCGACGAUACGGUGGAGGUGCACAUGCUGGACCCGUACCGUCGCAUAAUGCGUCGUUGGCUCAGUCGCCAGAGUAACCUCGGCACCGUCUCGCUCUCCUAUCAGCUGUCGGACCAGCCGGUCUUCGGCGAGUGGAUAAUCAAGGUGGUCGCCCAGGGCCAGGUCGAGGAGAAGGCGAUCUUCGUCGAGGAGUACUACCAGACGCGCUUCGAGGUCAACGUCACAAUGCCCGCGUUUUUCUUCGACAACGAGCCCUACAUACACGGCAUCGUCCAGGCGAACUACACGUCCGGCGCACCCGUACACGGCAACCUCACCCUCAAGGCGAGCUUCCGGCCGAUCGACAAGCAUCAUUCGCCCUCGCUCGAGGGCAACGACAACAUAGCCGACCGCUAUUUCAACUUUAACGAGUACUACCCGGCCUGGUUUCAUCCGCCCGAUCUAUUCCGGGAGACGGUGCCCGUGCUAAGGUUCUUCAAUGGCACGUACAGAUUUCAGUAUCCAAUGGGUGAUCUGCUGCAGUAUUUGCCCAGCAACAGCGAUGGUAUGGAGGUGACGGUUACAGCCACCGUCGGCGAGCGCUUCCUCGAGGAAAUCAUUGUCGGCUACUCCACCGCUCGUAUUUACAAUUCGAGCGUGAAAAUUCACUUCUUCGGCGGCUCGCCUCAGAUCUUCAAGCCCGGCAUGCCCUUUGACCUAAACCUGGUGGCUUCCUUCCACGAUGGCUCGCCUCUUAGGCCGUCGCAGCUUCGCGGAGCACAGCUCGAGGUGCGCGGCGACAUCGAGAUGAGGAGCAGCGGACGUAGAACACUGGAAAAUCAGAUUCUCAGGGUUUCGCCGGAGAACGAUGCAGUCUGGUCGAUGCGGAUCGACCUGAGAAAGCAGCUGGGCCUGAUGGACAAUCCACAGCGAGCCCAGCAACUGCUGAACGACAUCGCGAGUAUGCGCUUCUACGCGGACUUCACCGACGGCGAGGGUCACCACGCACACGCUGAGCUCCUGAUGCUCGCCCACGAGUCGCCCAACCAGAAGCACAUCAAGGUGUGGACGUCGACGGAGAAGGCGAAGGUCGGCGAGUACCUCGUCCUUCACGUGCAGAGCAACUUCUACAUGGAGAGCUUCAACUACCUCGUAAUGUCCAAGGGCACGAUAUUGCUGACGAGCGACGAGCGUAUGCAACAGACCGUCAAGACGUUCGCGGUGCCUCUCAGCCCGGAGAUGGCGCCAGUCGCCACGGUCGUCGUCUACUACGUGGGGAAGUACGGCGACGUCGUAGCCGACUCGCUCACCUUCCCCGUAAACGGCAUAUCGCGCAACAAUUUCACCGUCUUCAUCAACAAUAAGAAGGCCCGUACCGGCGAGAAUGUCGAGGUGGCGAUCUACGGCGAGCCUGGCGCUUACGUGGCCCUGUCGGGUAUCGAUCGAUCGUUCUACGCGAUGCAGGCCGGCAACGAGCUCACGUACGCCAACGUCAUCGAGAAGAUGUCGCACUUCGGGGAGGAGACCAAUGGCACCCACUCUCACACGUGGCUCUUCCACGCGGGCGACCCAGACGCGGUUGUCUACUUCCCGGCCUCGACCUACGGUAUCGACGUCAAUCGCACCUUCGAGUACGUUGGCCUCGUCGUCUUCACGGACGCGAUCAUUCACCGCAGACCCGAGCAUUGCAACUACACUCAAGGCUACCUCGAGUGCCUCAGCGGCAGGUGCUACAAGGCGGAUCAGCACUGCGACGGCAUCUUGCAGUGCGAGGAUGGCACCGACGAGGCUCACUGUCCACGGGGCAACGCCACGGACAUCGCGUACUUCCGAAAAUGGCGCUUCAACCGCAUCGAGCGCCAAUACGAGAACGUGUGGCUAUGGAGGGACGUUAAUAUCGGUCCCCAUGGCCGCUUUAUCUUCAACAUCGACGUGCCAAAGACGCCGGUACACUGGAUGGUGACGGCCUUCGGCAUGAGCCCGACCAAUGGAUUCGGCAUGCUACCCUCGGCCCUCGAGUACAUCGCCGUCCUGCCCUUCUACAUCAACGUCGAGAUGCCGACGCAUUGCAAGCAAGGCGAGCAGAUCGGCAUACGCGUAUCAAUUUUCAACUACAUGCGCUACAACAUCGAGGCCACUGUCGUCCUUAGCGGUUCGAAGGAUUACAAGUUCGUGCACGUGGAGGAUAACGGUAUAGUGCAGUCGUACAGGCCGCGAACGUCCUUUGGCGAGCAUCAAUUCUUUCUAUGGAUACCGGCCCAGGACGCCUCGAUCGUCUACAUCCCGAUUGUUCCGGUACGAUUGGGCGACAUCAAGGUGCACAUUUUCGCAACGACGUUAAUCGGAAGGGAUUCGGCCUCGAAGACGCUGCACGUCGAGGCCGACGGCUUGCCGCAGUACAGGCAUCAAUCGAUUCUCCUCGAUCUCAGCAAUCGCGCCUACGUCUUCCAAUACAUGCACGUUAAUAUUACUGAGACGCCAUUGAUACCGUACGAGGAAGAUCGCUAUUACAUAUUUGGAUCUAAUAAAGCUACCAUCAGCAUUGUGGGCGACGUGGUGGGCCCGAUCUUCCCGACGAUGCCGGUGAACGCGACGAGCCUCAUAGCCCUACCGAUGGACUGCGGCGAGCAGACGAUGUUCAGCUUUGCCGCCAACAUGUACACGACCCUGCACAUGCGCCUCAUUAACCAGCGCAACAUUAGCCAGGAGAAGGAGAGCUUUUACUAUAUGAAUAUCGGCUACCAGCGGCAGCUCUCCUUCAUGAAUCCCGACGGCUCCUUCUCAUUAUUCCGAAGCGACUGGAAUCAAUCGUCUCCCAGCAUCUGGCUCACCGCCUACUGCGUGCGCAUCUUCGAGGAGGCGAGCUUUUACGAGUGGGAGAACUACCUCUACAUCGAUCCCAAAGUCAUAGCUCAAGCGGUAUCCUGGCUCCUGGACCACCAGACGCCCGAAGGCUCCUUCUACGAGGUCACCUGGCUACCCGACCGCAAGAUGAACAGCUCACUCAACUACGACGAGGAGCACUUCUUGUACAGGCAUCGAAACAUAUCCCUCACCGCCCACGUUCUCAUCACCCUGGAAACUGUCAAGGACCUCUCCAAUGGAUUGGGGGCUAAGGUUGCCCUCGCGGCAGCCAACGCUGUCAGAUGGCUCGAGCAGAACCUCCAGCUGCUGGAAAUGAAAGGCCGUCCGUACGAGAUAGCCAUAGUCGCGUACGCCCUCCUCCAAGCAAAGGCCUCGACUGCCGAACAGGCGUUCAAUCUCCUAAGGCAGUAUCGGCGCGAGGAGGGUGGCCUUGUGUAUUGGGGACGGGAACUCGUACCCCAGCCGCCAUACAAGAUCGAGAACCAGAAACCGUUCCUCCUGCCUCGACUGCCCUACAAGUACGACUCGGAGAACAUCGAGACGACCGCGUACGCCCUGCUGGUGCACGUCGCGAGACAAGAAGUCGAGGUCGAGCCUAUCGUCAAGUGGCUCAAUUCUCAGAGACUGACAGACGGCGGCUGGGCCUCGACCCAGGACACGGCCUGGGCCAUGAAGGCCCUUAUGGAGUACACCGUGAGGUCGAGGAUCAGGGACGUGAGUCAGCUGUCGGUGACGAUCGAGGCCACGGCCCUGCCCGGCCAGACCAACACUCUGCACGUGAACAACAAAAAUCUCGCCAAAUUGCAGAUCCUUCAGAUUCCUGAAGCAUGGGGAACGGUGAAAGUUCAAGCCAAGGGCGCGGGAUAUGCGAUUUUGCAAAUGCAUGUGCAGUACAACGUGGAUAUAAAGCGAUUCCAAACAAAGCCACCAGUUCCAGCUUUUGACCUGAUCACGCAUGCCAAUUUCCAUGGAAGAAAUCAGUCUCAUAUAACGUAUCUCAGUUGUCAAAGAUGGAUGCACGUGAAUGAAUCGGAACGAUCGGGAAUGGCAGUGCUGGACGUGACUAUUCCAACAGGCUACAUAAUUCAGCAGCAAAAUCUCGAUCGUUAUGUACGAUCUAAGCAAGUGAGAAAUCUUCAGAGAGCCCGAUUCCAGCCUUCCAAAGUGCUUUUCUACUUCGACUAUCUCGAUCAGGAGGAAACCUGCGUUAACUUUACCAUCGAGCGCUGGUAUCCAGUUGCUAAUAUGUCGAGAUAUCUUCCCAUUAGGGUUUAUGACUAUUACGCACCAGAACGUUUCAAUGAGACGAUGUUCGAUUCGUUGCCGACUUACAUUUUGAACAUCUGCGAGGUGUGCGGAAGUUCUCAAUGCCCAUAUUGUCCAAUUUACAAUGCGGCAAGGUUUUUAGCUUCGCCUGGAUACUUCAUCGUCACUUUAUUAGUCCUAGUCAGCGUCAUACGAAAUUUUCGAAUACAAGAUUUAGAAUUCGGCUAGGACUACUGCAGUGCUACAGGAGAUAAGGAGGUGAACCUUUUUAUCUGGUGUUACCUUUUUACAUUCAAAUUGCGUCGGAGCAAAUGGAAAAUAUGUGACGCUUCAAUUUUCCGUCCAAAUAUAUAGUGAAUAAAUAAUAUCACUAACUUUACUUGUAAAAGUAAUACUGAAAAAAGUAGCUCACAAACAACAAUAACAAAAAUUAAUUGUGGCUCAUUGAUUUUG
Molecule: messenger RNA, 5423 nt
Organism: Ceratosolen solmsi marchali
Lineage: Eukaryota; Metazoa; Arthropoda; Insecta; Hymenoptera; Agaonidae
Gene: Mcr
Product: macroglobulin complement-related
Exons: 14
Coding region: 225-5198 (1657 amino acids)
Cellular component (GO): extracellular region
Molecular function (GO): endopeptidase inhibitor activity; protein binding
Source: RefSeq, a predicted model, not a curated record